CUAAUAGUUUAAAAAAAUGCAUAGAUUCGAUGAUCAGAUUUUCACCUGUGGCUUCGAGGUCUUCGGAGAGGUGCAGGGCGUGAAGCUGCGCCGAGCGACCCGAUCUCUGGCGCUAUCAAACGGUGUACGUGGCUGGGUGAUGAACACGGAUCGUGGAACUGUCCAGGGGGAACUGGAAGGUACUCUGCCCAAGGUCAAUGAACUCAAGUUCUGGCUGCUCUGCUUUGGCAGCGAACGUGCGGUUAUCGAACGGGCCGAGUUCACGCCCACCAAGGAGAUACCUGUACAUCAUUUUGAAGACUUCACCAUACGCCGCCUUCCAUAUCAGAUCGAAGAUCACUAGAGAGCUAAGGAAAAGAGAGAGAGAGGGAAAGAGAAUUAUUGUUAUUGUUUUGGCGUUGACAAAAUUGAUUGAUUGAUGACUGAUGUAUUGGUAAACGUAUGUUUUGUUUAGCUUAAAAAUGAAAUAAACUUGGUGCAGAUCUUAACAAGGUU
Drosophila innubila is the source of this 495-nucleotide messenger RNA. Its product is annotated as acylphosphatase-1. The record is from RefSeq and is a predicted model, not a curated record. Gene Ontology annotation, molecular function: acylphosphatase activity. NCBI's taxonomy places the organism in Eukaryota, Metazoa, Arthropoda, Insecta, Diptera, Drosophilidae. The transcript has a single exon. The coding region runs from base 17 to 343 and encodes 108 amino acids.